Messenger RNA from Colletotrichum higginsianum IMI 349063, 1827 nucleotides. RefSeq names its product C2 domain-containing protein. The coding region runs from base 1 to 1827 and encodes 608 amino acids. The record is from RefSeq and is a predicted model, not a curated record. NCBI's taxonomy places the organism in Eukaryota, Fungi, Ascomycota, Sordariomycetes, Glomerellales, Glomerellaceae. The transcript has a single exon.
AUGUUUCCUCAGGUUUCGAAGCUUGCUGGCGUCAAGGCUGAAACCACGAUGCCCGGUGAGUUGCACUGGGAGGUUGGCUUCUUUGGCAAGACUCAGUUCCGCAAGGCUCUCCGCACUGACGGUAAGGACGUCAACCUGCCUCCUGAACUGAAGGACAAGAAGGAGCUCCAAGACGAAAAGGGCACUAUCGAGACCGAAGAGGAAGAUGCCGUCGAGCACACUCCUCCCGAUCCUCUGUGGCCCUCUGGGAUUCUUAGCAUUGUUGUCCAUCAAAUCGUUGGACUGGAGCUCGCCAAUGUCAAGGGUUCCAAUGGAAAACGCAAGGGACGCGAGUACGAGCCCGCCCGCCUGGACGCUGGCGAAGUCAAGGAGGAACAAGGCAGCAAGUUGCCAAGUUCUUACUGCACGAUUCUCGUCAACGAUGAACUGGUCUACAAGACGCGGACCAAGGCCGUGUCUUCUCAGCCCAUCUUCAACGCUGGCACUGAAAAGUUUAUCCGUGACUGGCGGUCAGGUGUGGUUACCAUCACCGUCCGCGACUCACGCAACCGUCAACACGAUCCCAUCAUCGGAGUCGUGCCCCUCAAGCUGUCCGACAUCCUGCAAACCGGCAGUGAGGCCACAAGAUGGUACCCUCUGGAUGGCGGUGUUGGGUACGGAAGAAUCCGCAUUUCGCUGCUUUUCAGAUCCGUUGAGCUGCGCCUACCACCGACUCAACUGGGAUGGGACGUUGGCACUUUCGAAUUCACUUCGCCCGAAAUCACCGCCAUCGGCUACGGUCAUAUCAAGACCAAGAUCAGGCUCCGCACGGGCGGCAGCUCUGCCAGCGUCAAGAGGGACACGUGUAACAAGCUGGAGGAUCAGGAGGGGUUCUCCUGGGACAUCAGUGGCGAAAACAAACACGACAAGAUCCGACUACCCGUCCGUUACCGAUAUAGGUCUCCCGUCUUCUUUGAGUUUCACCCUCCGGGAAAGCGUCAUGCAGAAGCAUUUGCGUCGCUUUGGCUUCAAGAUUUCCCUGACCAGGAGGAGCGAGACUUUGACAUCCCAAUCUGGAAGUGCGACAAGGGUUUACGUCUCUCUCAGAACUACAUCACCGAGGAGAACUUCAAGAACAUCCCUGACAUCCACAUUGAAGAGCUUGGUCGGCUUAAAUUCCGUGGUCGCUUUUCCACCGGAACUGAUCGCGACCACGUCAAGUUCGUCACUAGCAACGAUUCACGCGAGACGAUUGAAACUUGGGAAGCUUGUUUUGCAGAAGGCGUUCGGGGUGAGGAAGUCAAGACUGAGGUUCCUCCUGCAGUUCAAAGGCUCCAUGAUGAGUCUCUUACCCAUGGUCGCGAUGUUCUUGCCCAGGCCGACCCGAAGGAGAAAGAAAAGUGGCUGUCCAAGGAUGGAACCGAUUGGAGCACGGCUUUUGGAAAAGACCCGACUCAUUUGAUUGACGGCGAGCAAGAAGAUCUCAACUCCGAGGGACGCGAUGAUUUUGACGAAGAUUUUGAUGACGACGAUGACAGUAGCGACCUCGAUCUUGGGAUCGCCGACGCCAGCACCAAGGGGGCAAGCGACGGAACCCGACAGUCGACCGAUAGCAAUGCGAGUGAGACACCUUCGAAUGCUUCCAAGAAGAGCAACGGUCCAAUCCAGGCUUACAAGGACUACAAGAGCAGAAGCCGAGACCUGCAUCGCCAGCACCGCGGGCUGAUGCAGUGGCGUCCGAUGCGUAACGUGCAGUUUGCGAAGAACGAGGCCAAGUUCGCCGUCCGCAAGAUCACCAAGCUUGGCGCUCUCAACGGGCGCAAGCCGGAUGUUGAGACGGAGGUCUAA